AUGAAAGGUUUAACAUUGCUGGAAGAGAUCGAGUUUUUCGCCAAAGAGAAGGCCUACCCAUGGGCUCUAACAUCUCAGUUAACAGAGGAGAAUACAGUGAAAAUAUGUGAUGUUGGCAUUUGUAAAGAAGUGGAUAUCAUCAGUGGAAUAGACACCGGAACUCAUCUAUACAACGCACCUGAAGUGUUCCGUUCCGAGCUGUAUGAUUUCAAGGCAGACAUCUACAGCUUUGGAAUAAUGCUAUGGGAGAUUUGGUUUGGACGAAGGGCAUUUGCUGAUGUCAAUCUAUCAGACAAGCACGAUUUCUUCAGAUUGGUUGAUGACGGCCAUCGUCCAAAAGAUGUCGAAGACUUCAAGAAACCACCACGUUUCUGGAAAGAGCUCAUGGAAGAAUGCUGGGAUGGAGACCCAGAAAAACGUCCCACAGCUAAGAAAUAUGAGCAAAAAAUAACCGAACUUUCUUAUGAAUGGAGUGGUUAA
This is a messenger RNA of Stylophora pistillata, 480 nucleotides long. RefSeq names its product dual specificity protein kinase shkA. The record is from RefSeq and is a predicted model, not a curated record. Gene Ontology annotation, molecular function: protein kinase activity; ATP binding. NCBI's taxonomy places the organism in Eukaryota, Metazoa, Cnidaria, Anthozoa, Scleractinia, Pocilloporidae. Gene Ontology annotation, biological process: protein phosphorylation.